AUGUCGAUGCCGGUGAAAGCGCCAGAUUCGGCGGAAACAAAGCGAUCUACAACUCUGAUUGCUAAUGGAAGCAAGCGACGACGGCUACGGUUUACACUGAUGUUUGAAGUUUGUAAUGCAACGAUAAGAGAAUGGAAGUCUGUGGCAGUUGUUCAGAUGCUGGAAAAGCAAAUGGGUCCUGAAUCGUUCCUUAGAAUUUUGCAAACUAUAGUUACUCAGGUUCAAGAUAAAGGAGAACUUGUUUCUGAUGGCUUGGUUAUUGGCAUUAUUGAUGAUGCAAUUAAGAAACCAUCAUGUCAGAAAGGUUUCAUUCUUGAUGGUUUUUCAAGAACUGUGGUCCAAGCACAUAAGGAAAGAAUUACUGCACGCUGGAUACACCCUCCCAGUGGCAGAACCUACCAUACAAAGUUUGAUCCUCCCAAGACUCCUGGUGUUGAUGAUUGUGAAGAGUUUUGUUACCAAUUUUUUGAUGCUAAGCAUCCUGCUAUUAACAGUGGAAGAGCUUUGGCAAGAGGAGUCCAGAUAUAUUAA
Molecule: messenger RNA, 531 nt
Organism: Vicia villosa (hairy vetch)
Lineage: Eukaryota; Viridiplantae; Streptophyta; Magnoliopsida; Fabales; Fabaceae
Exons: 4
Coding region: 1-531 (176 amino acids)
Biological process (GO): nucleobase-containing compound metabolic process
Cellular component (GO): mitochondrion; cytoplasm
Molecular function (GO): ATP binding; AMP kinase activity
Source: RefSeq, a predicted model, not a curated record